AUGUUGUCGUGCGCUCGAUGGCUUCGACGCCCACUGACACCACCGUGCCGACCCGUCCCACUGCCCUUGCGUGGCGUGUUUCGCACACGCGCAGUCGUCCAGCGCCCGCCAGGGUCACUGCAGGACGUGGGGUAUAUAGCUUGGCUCAGUAAGGAGUUCUCACCCACUGGGCAAAGGCCCAGACCCCCGCAUAUCUGCGUCUGUGGCUGGAAUUCGGCUGGUCAGCUGGCUUUGAACAACAUUGAGCCGCCGUGCGUGCCUCACUUGACCAUGCUUCCCCCUUGGCCGGGGGUGCGUCGCGUCAACCGUGUGGCCUGCGGGUGGGACUUUACAUACUUUGUGGUGGAGGGCGACGCCAGCUCUUUGCUGGUGUGUGGCAGCAACAAAUACGGCCAGCUCGGCCUGCCCUCCUCAGUAUCGCUGGCCAUGGCAGCCACAGCACAUCCCCUUGGCACAGCUCACCGCAUUAUAAGAGCGGCGGCUGGUAUGCGACAUGGUGCUGUGGUGACCGCCAAUGGUGCCGUGCUGACGGCAGGUCAGGGUCGACAUGGGCAGCUGGGCCGGCCACUCGCCGAUGCAGCGAGCUGUGACUUUGCCUUCGAGGCGUGUGCCAUCCCUUCCGAGCUGUCAUCCAAGACCCUAGUCGCCUGUGGGACUCAACACACGGUCAUUGCCCACCACGCUACUGUGUGGGGGUGUGGUGCAAACAGACAUGGGCAAUUGGGGCGACACCCAACGACGCGAGCAGAGGCACGACGCGCAUCCACGCUCUUGACACGAUUGACAGAUUUCUCGGUCCCCAUCGCGGCACUACACGCUGGCUGGUCUCACACGACGGCAAUUCUGGCCAAUGGCCAAGUGCAGAGUUGGGGUCGUCGAGACUAUGGUCAGCUUGGGGCUCCCCUUGAUGUGGACUCUUCAACUCACGAUUCGGCAGAUCGGCUGUCGUGCGCCACAUUAAGGGUCCCCGAUGGAACCCGUGCGAUAGCGCUGGGAUCAGAGCACGCUCUUCUCCUCACUGCGGCCUCACCGGCUCGCAUCCUGGCUUGGGGAUGGAACGAGCACGGCAACGUGGGCCGUCCUCCAACCUCUGAGCCCAUCGUGGAAACGCCCAUUCCUGUACCCACGCACGGCCAACCCAUUCUGGUAUUGGCAGGUGGCGCACACUCAAUCGUCUUGCAAGUCUGA
This is a messenger RNA of Monosiga brevicollis MX1, 1188 nucleotides long. RefSeq lists its product as uncharacterized. Lineage: Eukaryota; Choanoflagellata; Craspedida; Salpingoecidae. The transcript has 3 exons. The record is from RefSeq and is a predicted model, not a curated record. The coding region runs from base 1 to 1188 and encodes 395 amino acids.